Molecule: messenger RNA, 2538 nt
Organism: Hemibagrus wyckioides
Lineage: Eukaryota; Metazoa; Chordata; Actinopteri; Siluriformes; Bagridae
Gene: bach2b
Product: BTB and CNC homology 1, basic leucine zipper transcription factor 2b
Exons: 5
Coding region: 154-2538 (794 amino acids)
Biological process (GO): regulation of transcription by RNA polymerase II
Molecular function (GO): RNA polymerase II cis-regulatory region sequence-specific DNA binding; DNA-binding transcription factor activity, RNA polymerase II-specific; protein binding
Source: RefSeq, a predicted model, not a curated record
GCGAGGAAGUCAUCAUGUGAAAAAGAAAGAAAGAAAGAAAAAAAAACAGAAGAACACUUGAUUUGCCAAUCGGACAAAACACACACUCACACACACACACACACACACAGGGCUGGAUCGCGAGGAAACGAAAGUGUGAAGGGUGUGUGCGGUAUGUCCGUGGAUGAGCAGCCGGAGGGCCCGAUGUACGUGUAUGAGUCGACGGUGCACUGCUCCAACCUCCUGCUGGGUCUGAACGAGCAGCGCGAGCGCGGUCUGCUCUGCGAUGUCACCGUGCAGGUGGAGGGCAAGCAGUUCCGCGCCCACCGCGCCGUGCUGGCCGCCUGCAGCGGCUACUUCCUGCAGGGGCUGGUGGCACACGGUGACAACGAGCUCAUCUUCACCAUGCCCGAUGAGGUCACUGCCAGGGGCUUCGCUCCAUUGUUGCAGUUUGCCUACACAGCCAAGUUGCUGCUCAGCCGUGACAACAUCCAGGAAGUGAUACGCUGUGCAGACUUCCUGCGCAUGCACAACCUAGAGGACUCCUGCUUCCGUUUCCUGGAGGCACAGCUGCGGAGUGAGGAAGACGGGGCACUGCUCUGUCAAAAGGUGGCGCCGGAGAGCAAUCUUUCGGAAGAUGAGAGCAUGCAAGCCGAGGCAUCGGCUAUGACGACGAACACGCCUGUGACAUGGGCCACUUCUCCGCGCUCUCGCCGCCAUCCCGAUGCCCUCAAUGCUCUGCGGCGGCCAGACCACGAGCGGCUGGUAGCCAGCGCUGACUUCCCAGAUGGUCAAGUGGACUCAGAACAGCAGGUCACCUCGGAUCUGCCACGAUGCCCCAAGUACAGGAAGUACCAGCGGGCUUGUAGUAAGCACAACAGCAACGAGAGCUCCUCACAUACCAGUAGUACCUCAGGUUUCCCAAGCACAUUGCUCAGCGGGCCAGCUGUGACUCACAUCAAGCAGGAGCCGCAGGAGGGCGAGGAUGAACCCAUCACACUCAGUCUGUCAGGCGACGAGGACGAUGGCAGGGACAAGGACAAUGGCACUGCCGACAUGGAGUUGGAUGGCAAUGGACUGCACGGUCUCUUCAAACGCGGCAUCUCGGACUUGGCCAACACUUCCCAGCAGCUUAAUGCCAGCAGAUUGGCCUGCACCCAGGUCAAAGCAAGCACUCAGGGAGAGCACAAAAAGGACUACAGGCCUUCACAGGUGCCUGUGUCCUUUCCCAAAGAUGCUGACAGCUUAUCCACGGGACUGUCUCUGAGGCCGGCGUCCUGUGAAGGUGUGUGUAAGCAGGAAGCGGAGUUAGACCGGCGCAGCGUCAUCUUUUCUCCAGGAGCCUGUGAGCAUCUGCCCACACCUGCCCAUUCCUACCCAGGCAGCAACUCCCAUGACAAGGAGUUGACCGACCACCUGCCUAAAGGACAGUGGGUCGGAGGCAGCCAGUCGCUGCCGAGCUCGCAGAGUUUUUCCUCCGGUGCUGCUUCCGUCGAAGUGACAACGCCUCUGUGCCGACCGAGGCCCAACACCAGCUGCCCUGUGCCCAUAAAGGUGUGCCCACGUUCACCGCCCUCCGAGACACGCACACGCACCUCCAGCUCCUGCUCGUCAUAUUCCUAUGCCGAGGACGGAAGUGGUGGCUCUCCUUGCAGCCUGCCCCAGUUCGAGUUCUCCUCAUCACCCUGCUCGAACAUGGCUCGUUGCAUGCCAACUGACCCACAGGAACUGGGCACAGGUACCGACGUGCUGUUCGGCCCAGCAAGGCCAAAAAUCAAGUGCGAGCAGGCGUACGGAACCAACUCAAGCGACGAGUCCGGAUCCUUCUCGGAAGGAGACAGUGAGUCCUGCCAUGUUCAGGAGCAAGGAUCAGAAAUCAAGCUCCCUUUCCCCGUAGAUCAAAUCACGAAUCUUCCACGCAACGACUUCCAGAUGUUGGUGAAGAUGCACAAGCUGACGUCAGAGCAGCUGGAGUUUAUCCACGACGUGCGCCGGCGGAGUAAAAACCGCAUCGCCGCCCAGCGCUGCCGGAAGAGGAAACUCGACUGCAUCCUCAACCUGGAGUGCGAGAUACGCAAACUGGUAUGUGAGAAGGAGAAGCUGCUGACCGAGAGGAAUCAGCUCAAGGCGUGUAUGGGUGAGCUGUGGGAGAAUUUUUCCUGUCUCUCUCAGGAGGUGUGUCGGGACGUCCCACUGAGCCCCGAGCAAGUCCAGUCUCUCCAUCACUACUGCCCCGUCCUACGGCCCACCUCGGACUCCGCCUCCCCGGCCCACCCGCCGGCGCCGCCCGCCAGCAUCGACCUCACCACGCGCUCCGGAGCCGCCACGCCCGAACCGGAAUACGUCAAAGUGUCCGCUACGAACGACACGCACCAGGCACCAGCAUCGGCCCAGUGUCACGUAGGGAACGGCGAAGGGGAGGAGACCACGUCCGGCUCCGCCUACCUCGAGGAGGGGCGGUCCUUGGAACAGUCCAAUCAGACGGUGACAGUAGACUUCUGUCAGGAGAUGACCGAUAAAUGUACCACUGACGAACAGCCCAGAAAGGACUGUACCUAG